UAAUCCGAUAAUCAAUCAAUUUCCACUUCUUUCCCCAAGUUCAAGAAUUCAUUUUCUGGGUUUUGAUUCUGUUGCCCUAGCGUUUAUGCCAUAUCUUUGGGAUCAAUUUUUGACGAUUUUGUAUGUAUUGAAUCUACUAUGAUUGCAUUCUAAGACUGCUCUUUUCAAUUUGGAGGAGGGUCUAUUGCGUUCCGCACUGGUAUAAAUUUAGGCAAAUCUGAGUUUCUUCUUGUGGGUUUGAAGAAUGGGACGAUGAAUUUAGCUGCUUUUGUCUAUCCUCUGUCAUGCGCUGUAAUUUGAUAAAUUAUAAUUUUAAAUUUGGGAGAUUAUGUACAGGCAGUAUGGAUCUUUCUUAAAAUUUGAACAAAACCAGUUUUCUUCCCUGUUAGAUAGUGCGACUAUUUUAGCUAAGGCUUGCUUUUCAGUUUUGGUUAUCUGAAAAUGAGUGCGAGAUUGUGAUUAUAGAUCAAAAUUACAAUAUAUGGAUUAGAAACUUAAUGGCAGUUUUUUUUUUCUUGCUUUUUUAGUGGGGGUUGGGGGCUUGCAAAAAUGUCUCUGUUGUCCAAUUUUUUAGUAUAUUAGUUGAUUCUAACUUUAGGUAUGUAAACUGUUCGUGAGUGUUCGGGCUAACAUAUACACACCCGAGACAAUUUAUCUGACCUUGCUACAUCUGGUUUCCAAGUUAACUCAUAGGAUAUUAAAUUCUAGGUAAGUGACCACCAUGAUCUGAAUCCAUUUCCUUUAGCCCUUUACUCUUUACAUGGGUUCUUAUUGACCACUAGGCUAAUCCACGAUGGUUGAUGUUCUAACUAUCAAUUGAAAAUGCAUAUGUUUUUCAUACGUCAGUUCAAUUGAUGUUGAUUUGUAAUCAGACUUUGUUUUACUCUGCAUCCUCGUUAUGCGUCGCAAGUCGUUAGUGUAAUUAAUGGGAAAAAAAUUUAUGUACAAAGAGAGCCCAAGAGAUGUGAUGAGGAGUAUACAAGGAAGGGUAGGGAGAAGUUUUACCAACAUAAACAACUUGAUAACCCAAGAUAGUUUCGUUCUACUCAUUUCGUUGAUGAAGAACAGAGGUUGCAGUUGGAUCCGUGUGAUUGGAAUUGGUAAACAACAUGACUGUUCAUUUGUCUGAAGAUUUGGAAGCUACUACAAGUCAGUCGGAGGCAGCUUUCUAAUAUCUCGAAGCCGGCAUGUUUGUUUUUGAAAACGAGGUCCUCUGUAGGAGGGAGGCAUAACAAUUCUUUUCUCCGAAAGAAGGUGACUGCUCAGACAAUCAGCGUGGAAUUUUUAUCCCUGAUCCGUUAGGGGAGAUUAAAUUUUAUAUUGCAGCUGGAAUGACUUCUUGGAUGUGAUGAAUGGCACUUUUGCAUCCAGUAGCUUACGUGCUGCUUUCUCGCACUGCGUACAGCAGGUGCGAAGCUAUGACUACCAUCACUACCUUUGCCUCCUCGAACUCCCCCCUUCAAUGAGGAAGGCUGCAUUCGCACUCCGAGCAUUUAAUGUCGAAACGUCGAGAGCCAUGGACGUUGCUUCUGAUCCCAGGAUAGGUCUUAUGCGCCUUGUGUGGUGGCAGGAAGCUAUUGACAAAAUAUAUGCCGGUAAAAAGAUUGAACAUCCAAUAGCCCAAGCCCUUUCAUCUGUGGUCUCUGAGAACAAAAUUAGCAAACUGUGGAUGAAAAGGUCUGUCGAAGCUCGGAUUAACGAUGCGAGAUGGGAGGACACCGACAUUCCAGGAACCAUUGAUGAGCUAGAGAAAUAUGCUGAGGAUACUGCAUCAACACUAAUCUACAUGACCCUUCAGGCAGGUGGCAUAAGGUCCACAGUAGCCGAUCACGCAGCAUCUCAUAUUGGUAAGGCAGGCGGGUUGCUUUUGUUGCUCAAGGCAUUACCAUAUCAUGCUACUCGAAAUCGCCAUUCUUCUUACAUUCCCGUUAAAGUGGCUGAAAAUCACGGCUUGUUGGCGAAGCAGGGAGGGCGUUUCGAGAUACAGUUAGACUCAAGAGAGAGCCUAUGCGAUGCGGUUUUUGAGAUGGCUUCUGUAGCUAAUGCUCAUUUGCAGAAAGCUCGAGACCUGGUCGGAACGGUACCGAAGGAGGCUCUGCCUGUACUUUUGCAGGCUGUGCCUGCUCAAGUUCUGUUGGAUUCUUUAAGAAAGGUACAUUUUGAUGUGUUUGAUCCAAGGUUACAACGUGGAGUUCUGGGAGUUCCUCCUUUGUGGUUUCAACUGAGAUUGAAGUGGUCUUCUUGGAGGGGAAAAUAUUAAAUUUAGUUUUAUUUAUUUUUGGGAAACUCAUUUGUUAAACCCAAUUUUGAUCUUAAAUGUUUGGUCUCAUCGAAUUGAGUUUCUAAAUUUAAAUAUGUGAUAGAAAUUAAUACCCUCAAUUAGUUUUC
Messenger RNA from Momordica charantia (bitter melon), 2388 nucleotides. Lineage: Eukaryota; Viridiplantae; Streptophyta; Magnoliopsida; Cucurbitales; Cucurbitaceae. The record is from RefSeq and is a predicted model, not a curated record.